AUGGUCUGCUCGGUGGAGGAACGAAAGCAAUCGAAAGGAGGCCAUCGCCGCGCAGCAAUGGCAGCUGAACCCCGAGCACCUAUUGGGAAAAAAUUUGUUCAUAAAGCAGUUGAGAAAUCGUCUAAAUCGGGGACAAAAGGGUCCGAAUCGGAAAAGAAAAAAGGACCAUAUGAGCUUCGGGCGGAACAAGUGGUCGACAUGGGCAUCCGGAAUAUACGACGAGAAUUUGUUUCCAUUAUACGAUCUUAUACUCCUCAUGGUACCAUGAAUGCCUGGGAAGCUGACAAAAAUUACGAUAAGAAUCGGUGA
Messenger RNA from Gongylonema pulchrum, 309 nucleotides. Lineage: Eukaryota; Metazoa; Nematoda; Chromadorea; Rhabditida; Gongylonematidae. The record is from the annotation of a GenBank genome assembly.